CUUUUAUACACGGGUGCGUGAUUUUCGUUUACCUUUCUUUCUCACUCCCGCUCUAACCAAAGUUCUUGUUAGAUGCAAUGUUGCUACUUACCCUUCAUUUAUUAACAUUAAACCCUAAAAAACUCACCACCGUUCCACCGCCGCAGUCAAUAAUUUCACACUCCUUUUCCCAAUUUCUCGCCCCUCGGAAUUCUCCACCGUUUCUUUCUCGCUCCUCAUUUAUUUACCUUUCCUGUUUUGAUGUUUGAAUCUGCAUUCAAGCUUCCAAACUAACUCUCACGUAAGCUUGAUUUUCCAUCCAAUUUCAGCUCCAGUUAUCUUUUCCAGCUCAAAAAACGGCUGAAUCUUGUUUAGGGAAGUGGAAAUGAUGGAGAGUUUUACUGUUUUGAAUGGUGGUGGUGAAAGGGUUUGUGAAAAUGGUUUUAAGGAGGAAGGUGAUAGUCUUGGUGAUCACAUACUUGAGGAAAUGGAGUCAUUUUUUCUUGAUAUUGAUGAAAGGUUGAUUAUCUCUAGGAUGGUGAGUGACUCUGUCAUAAAGGGUGUGGUUAAUGCUGUUGAGGAGCAGGCAGCUGAGAGAAUUGCUCAGAAAGAAUCGGAGGUGGUUGGGUUGAAGGAAAAGCUAGGUAGUUUGUGUGUUGGUUUGGAUGAAACUAAAAAGAUGUGGUAUUCGGUGCGUUGUAAUGGACCCCGUGAAGAUGUUGCACACCGUUGUUUAGAUGGUUUUAUGGAGAAGAAUGGAGCUAUGAAGCCUGUGGAUAGUCUUAAACUUGAGUUACACGAGCAGUUGAAUCAGCUGAGGAAAGAAAUAAAUAAAAUUAGAGGACCUAGUUCCUUAAGAAGAUUUAGUUCAGGUUCUGAUUUGGUGGGUUUAGGUGGUAUUUUGCAGGAGAAUGUGCCUGGAAGAUGGAUUUAUGUCGAUAAAGCUUUUGAUAGUCUGAAAGAUACUAUGGACUCUUUCUGUAGAAGGAUAGAAACCAUGGAUCGGUUAUCGAAGGCAACAACACAUUCUGAGUGGCAGGAGGAGCAAGAGUUUCAGUUGGAAAUUGAGUGGAUGGUUGUUCGCAAUCGUAUCCAGAGUUUGCAGCAAGAGUUUGAACAAAAACUAUGUGGCGUUUGUGAAUCUGAAAGUAGAAAUAGUUGUAACCAAUUUAAAGAGAUCUCAAGUUUGCGUCAGGAUUUGGAUUCAAUUUUUAGAACACUAGCUGUUUACGAAACUGGAACGCUUAUUUCUCAUGGGUCCUUAGAGCAUACGGAGGAUUGGUGUCAUAAUAAGAGGGCAGAGCAUAUCCACUUGAAGCUUUCAACAGAUCAUUUGCCGGCUUCAACUGUGGAAGAAAACGGGAAGCAUGAGGAUUCAAAGAUUACCAAGCCUGACAAUCUGGAUUCUGCCUCACUAAAGAGCAUGUCUAAAGAUGAUUUGAUUACUUAUAUAACUAAGAUGAGAAGAAACCACGAAUCUCAAGUGCAAGAGAAGACGGAAGAAAACUUUUGUCUUAGGCGGGAACUAUUGAAUUUGAAAGAAAGAGGUUCUUCCUUUUCAUUGAAGAAAGACAAGGACUUUGAUUUGUUGAAGAAAAAAAUCCCCGAUGUUGUCUCAAAGUUGAAUGAAAUCCUUGAUGGAAAUGAGAAAUUGCGUCAAUUCAGUGAAAAUAUUGAAUCUCUUAACAGUUUCAAAGAUAGAUUGGAUUUCUUACAAACUGAGAAUCAUCAACUGAAGGACAUGCUAACCGAUAAGAACAAGGAAGUUAAAAGUCUCUCUUCUCAGCUUUCUGUCGCUAUGGAAAAGUCAUCACAACAACAACUGACUGAGGAAAGUUUGUUACGAACUGUUCAAAAGCUUGAGGAUGAUGUUGGGGAUGCACAUGCUGAAGUUUCAACUAUUCAAGAUGUAUAUAAAUGUCUCCUUGAAGAUAUGGAAAGUAAAUGUAGAUUCAUUACUGAAGACUUGCAUCUCAAGUCUGGUUUCAUGCAAGAAAUAUAUGAAGUAAUAUUGAAAGAUACUGUUGAUAGUGUUCAAGCUUCUAAUGGAUUGAAAAUAGAAGAAGCAAAUAUCAAGUCAGUUAUGAUGCAAGGGCUUCUGGAUAUUAAUCAAAUUAUAUUCAAAGAAGCUUUGGUAGAUGCGGAUGAAGCAUUAAAGCACAAAGCUUCUGAGAACAAAAAACUAAUAUAUGAAAUACAUACAUUGAAAUCAAAAGUGGAAGAAAAGGAGAAUUUAAUAAAAGGGGCAGCGGAUGCUUUGGAACAAGAAAAGCGAAAGAUGGAAUCUGCCUCUGAAGAGCUUGACAAUUUAAGAGCUCAGGCUGAUAGUCAACAAAAAUGGAUUGUGGAGAACAGCAAAGAGUUGGGUGUUACUAAGAGUAACCUGGUUGCAGCAGCAAAGGAAAUUGAAAAAUACAUAAAGCAAAUCUACGAGUUAGAUCAAAAUCUUGAACAAAAAAGGAAUGAACUUGGAGAAAUUGAUAAAGAAAGAAGAGAACUUUGUGCUGUUAUAGAAAAGCAACAAGAUGCAUUGAAAUGUAAUGAGGCAAAAGAAAGGGAAACCACUAAGCAAAUGGAAUCAACAGUUAAUCUUGUCCACAAAUUAUUGACAAUGGUUACUGAUCUAGAAGCUAGUGUAAAUGAAGAUAUUUCAAGAAAUUGUUCGAGGCUUGAAAGCAUGAGUUCUGAGUUCUGUUUCCUCAAGAACAAAGCCAGUGCACUUAAAACCAUGGGAUUGGUGUACAAGCAAAGGUUGGAAACAAAAAGUUCUAAUCUUGCAAAUGCUGAAGCAGAGGUUGAUCUUUUAGGAGACGAGGUAGAUACUCUUCUUAGACUCCUGGAAAGGAUUUACGUUGCACUCGACCAUUAUUCACACAUACUGCAGCAUUACCCUGGGAUUAUGGAGAUUCUGAAGCUUGUAAGAAAAGAAUUGACUGGAGACUCUAGGAAACAUGUUUAACCGUCUCUUCUUGCCAGCUACUCACGGGAGUUACAUGAAGCUGGGAUGUGUUGCUGCCGGUAUUUUCGUUUUCCCUAAAAUAGAUUAUGAAGAAAACAACAACAGAAAAGAAUUAUAAGUUUAUGCAGUUGCUAAUGCACGUUCCUUUCCACCACACACAAAUGCUUUUAUACACUUACUAGGAGACAUGCCUUGUUUGUUUGGCUCUAGCAUACCAUAAAUUUGCUUUCACAGUUUGGUUUUUUUGUUAGCAAUAGCACCUGUAUAUGAUAUUUUUGUGUAAUGAGUUUUUUUGCAUUCA
Lathyrus oleraceus (garden pea) is the source of this 3239-nucleotide messenger RNA. Its product is annotated as WPP domain-associated protein. NCBI's taxonomy places the organism in Eukaryota, Viridiplantae, Streptophyta, Magnoliopsida, Fabales, Fabaceae. The transcript is spliced from 6 exons. Bases 365 to 2938 code for a protein of 857 amino acids. The record is from RefSeq and is a predicted model, not a curated record.